GUGGCGGGUGGGAGGCGCACAGCCCCGAGGCAGAGGAGACGCCGGAGCUCCAGACACAGCAGGAGCGCGCCGUGGCGGUGCAGUUUCCGCGUCGCCUUCGCCGCCGCCUCUCCGAGCCGCGGGAACCGCCGCCGCCGCCGCCGCCGGCCUCCGCCGCCCGCCCGGGUCCGCGCUCCCGUCCGCCCAGCGGCCGCCCAUCCCUCCCGGGCACCGGCCCCCGGCCCGCCGCCGCGGGCUCCCGCCGCGCUCUUUGAACUCUCCGGAUUUUCUGGCUUCCUUCUCUCACCUCGCCAGCUCGCCCCUCCCGGGGCUUCUCUCUCCAUCCCUUUCCCUUCCUCCCCGAGCAUCCUGCUUCUCUCCCCGUCUCACUGAGGAUUUCUUCGGGACUUCAGAUGACUUGGCUUCCGUACCCACGUCCACUUGAGCGCUGAAGACGGACCCGGAGCCCUGAUCCUCCCCUCCCGGGGGCAUUGCAAAGACCUUCCUCUUCAGGGCUGGGGGGAUAAAAAAAAAAAAAAAAAAAAAAAAAAGUCCUCCAAGGCGAAAGAACUGAAGGCGGGACCUUCCCGAUCUCCCCGGGAGCCCAGCGGGGAACUGCUUCAGCCGCCCGAACUCGCGCUGUCGGGGACCCCCGUGGAGCAGCGCGGAGAGCCCAGGCGGAGGCAAACUUCAGCCCUUUCGAGGAUCGCCGCUUCCCAGCAUUUGGGGGACACCCCCGCCUCCCCAAACACACACACACACACACACACACACACACACACACACACACACACACACAUCCCGGCGGGUGGUUGAGAAGGCGGAGGAGCCGCGAGCAUCCCUCCCUCGGCCCUCCACGCCAGGCCGGAGUGGUGGACUGAACCGCACGGAGCAGCGGCGGCGGCGGCGGCAAGAUGCGGGGCUCUGGGCCCCGGGGUGCAGGACGCCGGCGGCUCCCGGGCGGCUCCCGCCGCGCUGCGGCGUCCCUGGCCGGCUGCUACCCCGCACCUCGCCGGGCCCCGCUCUGGACGUGCCUGCUGCUGUGCGCCGCGCUCCGGACCCUCCUGGCCAGCCCCAGCAACGAAGUGAAUUUAUUGGAUUCACGUACUGUUAUGGGGGACCUGGGAUGGAUUGCUUUUCCAAAAAAUGGGUGGGAAGAGAUUGGUGAAGUUGAUGAAAAUUAUGCUCCCAUUCACACAUACCAAGUAUGCAAAGUUAUGGAACAAAAUCAGAAUAACUGGCUUUUGACCAGUUGGAUCUCCAAUGAAGGUGCUUCCAGAAUAUUCAUAGAACUCAAGUUUACUCUUCGGGACUGCAACAGCCUUCCUGGAGGACUAGGCACCUGUAAGGAAACAUUUAACAUGUAUUACUUUGAGUCAGAUCAUGAGAAUGGGAGAAACAUUAAGGAAAACCAGUACAUCAAAAUUGAUACCAUUGCUGCUGAUGAAAGUUUUACUGAACUUGAUCUUGGUGACCGUGUCAUGAAGCUGAACACAGAGGUCAGAGAUGUAGGACCUCUGAGCAAAAAGGGAUUUUAUCUUGCUUUUCAAGAUGUGGGUGCUUGUAUUGCUCUAGUUUCAGUGCGUGUGUACUAUAAAAAGUGCCCUUCCGUGGUGCGACACUUGGCUGUCUUCCCCGACACCAUCACUGGAGCUGAUUCUUCACAACUGCUCGAGGUGUCCGGAUCCUGUGUCAAUCAUUCAGUGACAGAUGACCCACCCAAAAUGCACUGCAGUGCUGAAGGGGAGUGGCUGGUGCCCAUCGGGAAAUGCAUGUGCAAGGCAGGAUAUGAAGAGAAAAAUGGCACCUGUCAAGUGUGCAGACCUGGGUUCUUCAAAGCCUCACCUCACAGCCAGAGCUGCAGCAAAUGUCCACCUCACAGUUAUACCCAUGAGGAAGCUUCAACCUCUUGUGUCUGUGAAAAGGAUUAUUUCAGGAGGGAGUCUGAUCCACCCACAAUGGCAUGCACAAGACCCCCGUCCGCUCCUCGGAAUGCCAUCUCAAAUGUUAAUGAAACUAGUGUCUUUCUGGAAUGGAUUCCGCCUGCUGACACUGGUGGAAGGAAAGAUGUGUCCUAUUAUAUUGCAUGCAAGAAGUGCAACUCCCAUGCAGGGGUGUGUGAGGAGUGUGGCAGUCAUGUCAGGUACCUCCCCCAGCAAAUCGGCUUGAAAAACACCUCUGUCAUGAUGGUGGAUCUGCUCGCUCACACAAACUAUACCUUUGAGAUUGAGGCAGUGAAUGGAGUGUCCGACUUGAGUCCAGGAGACCGGCAGUAUGUGUCCGUAAAUGUAACCACGAAUCAAGCAGCCCCCUCACCAGUCACCAAUGUGAAAAAAGGAAAGAUUGCAAAAAACAGCAUCUCUUUGUCUUGGCAAGAACCAGAUCGUCCCAAUGGAAUCAUCCUGGAGUAUGAAAUCAAGUAUUUUGAGAAGGACCAAGAGACCAGCUAUACAAUUAUCAAAUCGAAAGAGACAACUAUCACUGCAGAGGGCUUGAAGCCUGCUUCCGUAUAUGUCUUCCAAAUCCGAGCCCGCACGGCAGCAGGCUAUGGUGCCUUCAGUCGAAGAUUUGAGUUUGAAACCACCCCCGUGUCAGUUGCAGCAUCCAACGAUCAAAGCCAAAUUCCUAUAAUUGCUGUGUCUGUGACAGUGGGAGUCAUUUUGUUGGCAGUGGUUAUCGGCUUCCUCCUCAGUGGAAGUUGCUGCGAAUGCGGCUGUGGGAGGGCUUCUUCCCUGUGCGCUGUUGCCCAUCCAAGCCUAAUAUGGCGGUGUGGUUACAGCAAAGCAAAACAAGAUCCAGAAGAGGAAAAGAUGCAUUUCCAUAAUGGGCACAUUAAACUUCCAGGAGUAAGAACUUAUAUUGAUCCACAUACUUAUGAGGAUCCAAAUCAGGCUGUCCAUGAAUUUGCCAAGGAAAUAGAAGCGUCAUGCAUCACAAUUGAAAGAGUUAUUGGAGCAGGUGAAUUUGGUGAAGUUUGUAGUGGACGUUUAAAACUUCCAGGAAAAAGAGAAUUACCUGUGGCUAUCAAAACUCUUAAAGUAGGCUAUACUGAAAAGCAACGCAGAGAUUUCCUGGGGGAAGCAAGUAUUAUGGGGCAGUUUGAUCAUCCUAAUAUUAUUCAUUUAGAAGGUGUUGUGACCAAAAGUAAACCUGUGAUGAUUGUGACAGAGUAUAUGGAAAAUGGUUCUUUAGAUACAUUUUUAAAGAAAAAUGAUGGGCAGUUCACAGUGAUUCAGCUUGUUGGCAUGCUGAGAGGCAUCGCUGCGGGAAUGAAGUACCUUUCUGACAUGGGUUAUGUGCAUAGAGACCUUGCUGCCAGAAACAUCUUAAUCAAUAGUAACCUUGUGUGCAAAGUGUCUGACUUUGGACUUUCCAGGGUACUGGAAGAUGAUCCUGAGGCAGCCUACACUACAAGGGGAGGCAAAAUUCCAAUCAGGUGGACUGCCCCAGAAGCUAUCGCAUACCGAAAAUUCACCUCGGCCAGUGAUGUCUGGAGCUACGGAAUCGUGAUGUGGGAGGUUGUGUCUUAUGGCGAGAGGCCCUACUGGGAGAUGACCAAUCAAGAUGUGAUUAAAGCAGUCGAGGAAGGCUACCGUCUGCCGAGCCCUAUGGACUGUCCUGCUGCUCUCUAUCAGUUAAUGCUGGAUUGCUGGCAGAAGGACCGAAAUAGCAGGCCCAAGUUUGAUGAAAUCGUCAACAUGUUGGACAAGCUGAUCCGUAACCCAAGUAGCUUGAAGACGCUGGUUAAUGCAUCAAGCAGAGUGUCUAAUUUAUUGGCAGAACAUGGUUCACUGGGAUCUGGGGCUUACAGAUCAGUAGGUGAAUGGCUUGAAGCAAUCAAAAUGGGCCGGUAUACAGAAAUUUUCAUGGAAAAUGGAUACAGUUCAAUGGACGCUGUGGCUCAGGUGACCUUGGAGGAUUUGAGGCGACUUGGAGUGACUCUUGUCGGUCACCAGAAGAAGAUCAUGAACAGCCUUCAAGAAAUGAAGGUGCAGCUGGUAAAUGGAAUGGUGCCAUUGUAACUUCAUUUUAAUAUAACUUCAUCAAGUGGAUGAUUCUGCACUUUGUAAACAGCCCUGAGAUUUAUUUUAACAAAAGAGGGAGGGGGGGAUAGGGAAAAAUUCAGUGAUUUCUAAACUUGAGAAGUGCAUUUGUUUCAACCACAGAAUUUGUAAUCAGUGUUUUACUAAAAUCUCAUCUUUCUCUCAGUAUCUUCAUUUUUUAUGAAGAAAUUAGAACUUGUGUGGAAUGAGAACUUGCAGCUAAGCAUUAUCUUGUGUUACAUCAACAAAAUCCUUCACAGCACUUCCACACAAUUUUAUACAUGAAAUAUAUUAUUAUCUGUAGCACCUUUAUAGACUGAAUUAUGCAACCCCUUUCAAAACUUCCAAGAAUCUACUUGACAGAAGUUUUACAGCCAUGCGUGGGCUAACAAAAGCUGCGGUUUACUGGUUUACUUCAAGUCUAAAUUGUCUACGUAAGUGUAUUGAAGAGCAAUAUGGUUAGAUAAUUUCUCAAUAGAUAUCUGCUUUUGUAAUUUAAAAUGCUGUUACACAGCAUUAAGUAAAAGAAAUUAGUGUAAAAACAUGUUGCUUGAUAAGGACAAGUACAAUACAGGGUGUAUAUUUAUUUUUCUGUGUUAUAAAAUUUACGUCUAGUUGCUCUUCUUGAAACUAUUAGGUAAUAAAUGUGUAUAUGCUGUAUAAAUUACUGUAUACCCAGCCAUCAAUUUACAUUUUGAAUUGUGUGUUUGAGCUUGCACAUGUGUGCAUUGCCAUUCUGUUUGCAUCUUUAAUACUGUUUUAAUUUUAGCAACAUACAGGAGCAAAUGUUCCAAAGUAUAAUAUGAAUAGAAAAAGUAGAGAAGCAGUAAAAUUUAACAUAAGCUUGUGUCUUUUCUUCCUCUCAUGUGUCCAAAAGCUACUAAAUCUCUUUAUUCACUAACAGGAAAUGUCUAUAAGAUUAAAUCCCCUUUGGCUUUUUAAAAACACUUUGUGAUAUCUGUGACAAUGCAGUUCUUCUAGCCAUUAAUCUUGCACCCUUGUAAGAAAUUUCACCUUUCUGAGUCCCAGAAAAUAUCUUGUCAAGAAAAGUUGACACCGAAGGGCACAUUUUCAGCAGGAUGUAGGAGGAUUUAACUGUGCAGGUUUCUGUUAAUGUUGUUAAAUCCAGGCACAUAGCACUAAGCAUUACCCUUAAGUGUUAAUCCUUUGUAACCAUUUCCCCUGUGGCUCAGCUCUACAAAUUUGAUACUAAGGCAGCAAUGAAAUGAUGACAAAUGUGUAUGUGUGGUUGUGGGUGCGUGUGUGCUGUGUGUGUGUAAAAUGCAUUUUUCCUCCAAAAUGAGCUGUCUCAAGACUUAACAAGUUUAAUUUGUUGAUUGCUAUAUACUCAUUAGGUAAUUUCAUCUUGUAUUCAUGCACAUGGAGUUGAUUUAAUUUUGAUGAACGAACACAAAUAAUUACCUAAUGGACCAUAAUAAGGAAUAUAUUAAGUAUGCCCUAUAUGUUCACAAUUGGUAAAAACUAGUAGUAACAGUACAUAUUGUACACUUUAUUAGAAAAAAGUGAACAAAUUGAGUUUCUUGGUGAAUUAACCACAUUUUUUCAUUACUGCACUUUACAGAAGUCACAGAACGAUGUACGAUCGAGUAGCACAGUGUUUUUAAAUUUAUAGCCAUAAUUGCAAAUUUAUGAAUCCAUAAGAAAUAUAAGUGCAUUAUAUAUACUUUUUUCCUUUCCAAACACCUGUUUUAUUGAAUGCUUAUACAUUCAAAAUAAGAUUUUUUGGGAAAAAAUUCAAUUCUGUCCACCAUUAGUAUAAGAAAUGAACAAACUUUUCUAAAGAACUUGUAAUAAUGAAAAAAAAAGAUUCCAAAUAAAUUUCAACUUUAUUUGGUUAGGGCUAAAAUUCAUAUUAGGACUAUACUCUAUCAUGGAUCAUAAACAAACUAUGUAUACUUCACACAUUAUCAAGUUUAGUCAAAUUUUCAGAGAAAGAGGAAUAAUUUUGCAUUAUCUUGUUAAAAUCAAGUAUAAAUAAGAACCACCAUUAUUAAAGAUUCAUUUAUUAAUGUCAGUACAUAUAAAAUUAAUUCACUUUGCACCUUAUAAUUGAAGGUUGUAUUAUACAUUAUUAAAAUUUACAUGGACAACUGAAUUUAUGUGAUAAAAUAAUAAUUGAGAAAUUUCAAGAUGGCAACAAUGAUUGGGAGAUCAAGAUAAACUUUAUCUAAUGAAUGGAAUUUGAAUCUGCAUGAUAUAUUUUUUCCACAAAAGAAUAUUUUAAAUCAAUUUGUAUUAAAUUUAAUUUGUAACUUUGCAGUCCUGGAAGUAGAUGAGAUGAAAGUUAAAUACAUGCAAAGCUUCAGCCAUAUCUUACUCUUCUUGAAAAUUUCUAAGGAAUGCCAAUGCAAUUUUAUAAAUGAUAGAAAGGUCCUCAAAUUACUUGCAUUCUCUUCUGCAAUAAAAAAAAUUCAUUUUUUUAGAAAAAUAUUUCUAAAAUAUUUGUUCACCAUUGGAUAGGUCACCAAUUGGGAAGUACCAGUCUCAUCUAUUAAUGUAAGAAAUAGAACAAGAAGUGUCUCUCUUGAAAUAUAGUGAAGCAAUAAUCAAGGGCAAGGUUAGACAAAUCCUGAUUGUGUUAUUUUUUUUAAUCAGUUUGGGUCAUUCUUUCCCCUAUAAAAUGACUAGAAAACAAAGACAGUAAUCUUAGCAGAUUAGGUAGAAUUGUAGAAAAAAUAAACUGUUAUUGGCAUUGUAGAACUUUCAGGGAUGCAAUUUUUUUCAGUGUCGAAUUUUGGAAAAGAAGUAUAAGCAAGAAUCAAUUUUCAAGUUACCUGAUACUUGUUGAAGUCACUCAAUUACUAUUUUAAACAAUAAUAAUUUGUUUCCUAAUCUGAUCAUUUGCUCACAUGUAAAAAUGGCAUAUAAUAAAUUAUUCUUAGACAUUGAAAUGUAUGAACUGUUUGUAAAAUUGUGAAGCUUUUUUAUUUCCCCACUUUGAAAAAAAUGAAUGUGCAUGUUCUUUUAUUUCUUGCAUUUCAAUCACCAAGUCAGUGUUCAAAAGUUGUAGGAUUACUUGUAAAAAUUAUAUUCUAUCUAAACUUAAGUAUGACCAGCAUUAUUAGUUUUCAAGUUGCCAAAAUCAUACAAAUCAUUGUUAACUCCAAUUGUAAAUGCUUUUGUUAAUAUGCAAUGAUGAGAGAUAGUUUCACUCUCAAGUUUCAAAAAAUAAUAUCAUUUGAACACUUAGGUGUUGCAUGUCUGCUACUUAAUCACUAGGUGAGAAUUAAGUUUGUUUUUUAAACUUUUUUCUUCCAUUUAAAGUGGGAUCUUAUAAGCACAAAAAGAUAUAUUUACCUGUGGGAGAAAUUUUGGGCUGUGAUUGUGCAUUGAAUGAAAAUGCUAUUUGAGACAAAUGUAGACUUUUAUUAGAAGUAUGGUGUUGCAUAGUAGAAUAAGAUUCUUUUCUUGUUUUGUUCUAUUUAAAAAUAGGGGAAAAUGAAAGCUAAUUAUUAUAGUAAAUUGUCAUUGCUUAUGUCCUGCCAGAUGCUUAACCUCAAAACAAAAUAAAUAAAAAGUAGGUGUACAAUAAGAUGAUAACAAUCAAAUGCUAGUUUUAUUUGGUAUUAAUAAACAGAAUAAGGCAUCAUUUUCAUCUCUGUAGCAUAGCUGAAUACUAAUCUUUUAUGCUGUUAAAUAGUAAUAGGUCAAAGAUAAAUUGAUAAAUCCUUUAUUUUCUUGAUGACUUAUGAAAUAUCAUUUUUAUCAUUUUACACAUAAAUGAUUGGUUAUUCUUAUUUAGGAUGACCAUGCAGUUAUUUCUUACAAGGCAGCAAUCCUUUCUCUUCUUUUGCCUUUAAAAAUUAGAAUCAAAUGCCAUUUGUUCUCUCUAAAUGGUUAUGACAAAAAUUGAAGUUGGCAAAAAAUAUCAUAUUUAUUGAUACUGGGAUAUGUUAACAGCAGAAGCUUCAGUGGCCAACAUACUUGUGAAUCCUGGGCCAGAACAAUAGUACAGUAGGUGGAGCACUUGCCUUUUAUGGGGUCCAUCCCCAACAUCCCAUAUGGCACCCCAAGUCUCGCCAGGAGUAAUUCCUCAGCACAGAGUCAGAAGUUGUCCCAGAACAUGCUGGAUGUGGCCCCCAAACAAAACAAACAGACAUAUCUGUGAAUCCUUUAAACUGCUAGCUUUAUAAUUAAUUAUUUCAAAAUGCAUAAAGUUCACAUAGAUGGUGUGAUACUGAAAGUGAGAUUCAUUCAUCUCCUGUAUGUUUAUUAAAAUCUCUUAGUUCCAGGCAGGUCAGAGCACCUGAACAACAUAUUUUACUCUCUGAUAAGCACUAGAAUAUUUCAAGUUCCUGCCUUAGCAUCAAUUAAAGGGAGGAUUACUAUUUCUCUAUUUCACCUCUUUGAAUCUCUGUGUGAAUUUGGUUUGUGUACAUGUCUUUUGUAGUGUAAGAUACAAAAUUUUAUAUUUUUUCAGAAAAUAAAAACCCUUUGAAUACAGUUAAAA
This is a messenger RNA of Sorex araneus (European shrew), 8493 nucleotides long. RefSeq names its product EPH receptor A5 (gene EPHA5). Gene Ontology annotation, biological process: protein phosphorylation; cell surface receptor protein tyrosine kinase signaling pathway; axon guidance. Gene Ontology annotation, cellular component: plasma membrane; neuron projection. Bases 894 to 4001 code for a protein of 1035 amino acids. NCBI's taxonomy places the organism in Eukaryota, Metazoa, Chordata, Mammalia, Eulipotyphla, Soricidae. The transcript has 18 exons. Gene Ontology annotation, molecular function: protein binding; transmembrane-ephrin receptor activity; ATP binding. The record is from RefSeq and is a predicted model, not a curated record.